AUGCUGCUCUUCCAAGAUGCAACCCUUCUCACAAUCAGCUAUGUACAUACCUUCGCUGAUGCUAUCUCAAGCACCAAUUUCUUCACGGCCAAGAAGAAGUACCAGCAGUUGUUCCUUAUGACCAUGAUCCUCUACAUACAUUGGGCCAAGAAGCCCCCGGGGAGAACUAUGGCAAUAUUUGGCAACUAUUGA
This is a messenger RNA of Penicillium concentricum, 192 nucleotides long. RefSeq lists its product as uncharacterized. Lineage: Eukaryota; Fungi; Ascomycota; Eurotiomycetes; Eurotiales; Aspergillaceae. The coding region runs from base 1 to 192 and encodes 63 amino acids. The transcript has a single exon. The record is from RefSeq and is a predicted model, not a curated record.